Amborella trichopoda is the source of this 720-nucleotide messenger RNA. Its product is annotated as syntaxin-111. Lineage: Eukaryota; Viridiplantae; Streptophyta; Magnoliopsida; Amborellales; Amborellaceae. The record is from RefSeq and is a predicted model, not a curated record. Gene Ontology annotation, cellular component: membrane. Gene Ontology annotation, biological process: vesicle-mediated transport.
AUGCCAGAGCACUAUGGUUCAGACCUGCAUUGCCGGAGUGCAUAUUCAAAAUGCUGGAGCGCUUGUUUAUACUGCCAGACAGCGGUCCUCAAUUGCCAGAGCGCUGUGAACUUAAGAGCAAAGGGGUCCACUGAUCAGAGCGAUGAUGAACGACCUAAUGACCAAAUCCUUCAUAAACUGUGGAACUCAAAGAAUCAAGCCCUAAAAGACCUUGAAGCUGGACCAGAUCUUGAACUAUCCGACCCAACCCUAGAAGAUGAGAAAAACCAAGGUCAGUUAUUUGAAGAAGUAGGGGUCAUUAAAGGUGACAUUGAAAUCCUGUAUGAUCUCCGGAAUCUCAAGGAUGCAGAUAGAGAAAUGAAAUCCCUUCAGGACCCAAACCCUCUGAAAUUUCUGAGGGAGCGAAUGGAUUUGGACGUGGUUUCAGUCUUAAAGAAGGCUAGGGCUAUCAAAGCAAGGCUUGAAUUUCUUGAUAAGUCUAAUGCUGAUAAUAGGAGGCUCUACAGUCACAAGGAAGGGAGCUUUGUUGAUAAAACUAGGGUUUCAGUUAGUAAUGGUUUGAGGAAGAAAUUGAGAGAAGUCAUGAAGGACUUUCAGUCUUUGAAAGAGAAAAUAGUUGUGGAGAACAGAGAUGGGUUGAGAAGGAAGGUUUAUGCCGAAACAGGGCUUCAAGUGAGACAGUUGGCUGAAGAGGAGGUUUCUUUCUCUAUUAUAACUUAA